Messenger RNA from Prunus persica (peach), 1975 nucleotides. Its product is annotated as ribonuclease 3-like protein 2. Lineage: Eukaryota; Viridiplantae; Streptophyta; Magnoliopsida; Rosales; Rosaceae. The record is from RefSeq and is a predicted model, not a curated record. The transcript is spliced from 4 exons. Gene Ontology annotation, cellular component: nucleus; cytoplasm. The coding region runs from base 446 to 1534 and encodes 362 amino acids. Gene Ontology annotation, biological process: siRNA processing. Gene Ontology annotation, molecular function: RNA binding; ribonuclease III activity.
GCUCUCAGAUAAACAAGGACAGAUUAGUCUGAGUAUUUUUAAAUUCAAAAUUCUCAAUCCCCAAAUUCUAUCAUGGGAUACAGAUUUUUCAUCAGCCAAUUCCCAACAUAACAUGAGCCCUGUUUCUCAUUUUCGUUUUCUUAAACGUCUCAUGUUCAAACUCUAUUGACUUACUGAUAGUGUGUGAGAAACCACCCUUAUAUCACUUGUAUAAAAAAAAUGAAAAAAAAAAAAUCUUUUUGGUCCUUGCUCUACUAGCUGAACUCAGGUUUCAUCACUUCAAUUUUCUAGCCUCUUUUUGGACAAUUUCCACACAAAUCGUGGGUUAUUGGCUACACUGUUCUACCUUUACUCUUUUGCUUUUUCUUCAAUAUUACGUUUCCUCUCUAAGCUAUAAUUGGUUUCAUCACUUUAACAAACUUCAAACCACGAAUUCAUCAACAAGAUGAAGGUCUUCACCACCCCAACAUCCCUUGAUCGUGUACUUGAGCCGUCACCGGACAUGAAAGAGUCAGUGAUGGCCGUGGAGAAGAUCGUAGGCUACAACUUCAAGAACAAGAAGCUUCUAGAAGAAGCUCUCACCCACCCCUCCGUCGCUGGGUCCGCUUCCUAUCAACGCCUCGAGGUCCUCGGCGACAGCGCUCUAAACCAUGCAGUGACCAACUACUUCUUUUGUAUGGCUGACCACCAAAAGUUCACCCAAGGCCAAAUCACUAAGCUACGCUCCGCCAAUGCUGGGAACCUCAACCUCGCCCGCGUCGCCGUUCAUCAUGGGCUUUAUCGCUACCUUCGCCGCCACAAUACAGCUGAUCUUGAUGAUCAGGUUAGGGAGUUUACUGAAGCUGUAACUAAUGGAGAAGAAGAGCCGGGGCUUGUAUAUUGUAAAUCUGAAGAAGCCAAAGUUCUUGCAGAUAUUGUUGAAUCCGUGGCAGCUGCUGUUUACAUCGAGUUGAAUUUUGAUCUCGAUAGACUAUGGAUGAAAUUUAAGCCUCUUUUGGAGCCUAUAUUUACUCUUGAAAACUUGCAUGACCCCACGACAGAAUUGAAUGAGUUUUGCCAGAAGAACGGGAAGCGCUAUCAAAUCAAGCUGCGGCCGAGACAUGAGACCCGAGAUGUAAGUAUUGCUGAUGUCUAUGUUGAUGACGAGUUUGUUGCCUCAGGUUGGUCUAACAAGAAGAAAGGUGCAAAGCGCAACGCUGCUAUAGAAGCUGUAAAUAAGUUGUUUCAAUCGGUGGUUGUUGACGAUGGGUCGUUCCAAGGUAGUGCAGUUGGAAACAACAUGUCAUUUCGUAUUGAAGAAGCGAUUCAGGGGUUGCAUGUGCUUUGUGUCAAGAAGAGGUUGCCUAAACCUUCAGAAUACAAAGAAGAGAACGUGUUUGGUCCUCCACAUGAGAAGAAAUAUGUAUACUCAGUUAAAGUGGUAACUUCAGAUGGUACCGUGCAAUCUGUGACGGGAGAUGAAAAGCCAAGGAAAAAAAAAGCGAUGAAUUCUGCAUCUUACAAGAUGAUCCGUGCUUUACAGCAAAGAAGCUAAUAAUAUGGUCAACAGCAAAGAAGCUGAUCGUAUGAUCAACACCAAAGCUUCGAAUGAUCAACAGCAAAGAAGCUUAUCAUACGAUCAAGACCGAAGAAUCCGAUUGCAUGAUCAAGAUCAAAGAAUGGGAUUGCAUGAUGGGUUAUAUUCCCUCACUCUACAAAGUUUGGGCUAAGGCCAUAGGGUGAUAAUAAGUCUCUUGGUUUUUUGUUUGAAGGGAAUACGCCUGCUAGUUUGUUUAUCCUUAUGUGUGUUACUUACACUAGUUAUUGUCUCUGUUUUAUCCAACUUGGUUAUCUUUUGCCAAGGGGUUAAGUAAUUCCUAUUAAGUGUCAUGAGGUGAAGGUCUCCUUCAAUUUACCUAUAUAUGUAUAAAUUCCUUUAGCCGGACUUGGCAAGGCAUGUGAAGAAGAUAAUCUCAUUGUCUCUAUAAUUUCUACA